CGAUCAUGGCGGACAACAACAUGCACAGACUUCAUACGAACGACCUUGAGUUGGGUGCUACAGAGCCAGUCUCUCAGCGCAAGCUUGACUAUGAACGGGCAAGACCAAGAUGGCUUCGCGAGAUGAUGGCCGAAGCGUAUGUGACUGAGCCACCACUAGUUAAGCAAAGCUUACUGACUUUGACUGGGUUGCAGNNCACUGGUGUCUUCUUCUAUGUUUAUCCUGGUAUCGCUGCGACAGCCUCCUUCAUGCUCAACAAAGAAGAUGCUGCGUUCGGAAGUCUGCUUCAGGUUGGCUUCGCGUUUGGAUUCGGCAUUGCCUUUGCUAUCAUCACUUGUGCUUCUACAUCAGGANNGGGUAGCCACUUUAAUCCCGCCAUGACGAUAUGCUUCGCUACCUGGCAAGGUUUUCCCUGGAAGAAGGUCCCGUACUACAUCUUCUCUCAAGUCUUUGGUGCUUUUGUGGCUGGUCUCUUCGUUUAUGGUCAAUACCACCAACAAAUUACCGCGUUGGCAGCAGCGACCACCGCUGCUGGCCAAGGAACAGUGUUCAAUGGUGGGCCAGCCAGUAUCUUCUGCUCCUUUCCAGGCGCCACUCAGACAAAUCUCGGAUACUUGUUCUUCAUCGAGUUUUUCGUCGAUUCAUACAUUGGUUUUGUUCUGUGGGCUUGCCUCGAUCCGGCCAAUCCUUUCAUAUCACCUUCGGCAGCUNNCCCCUGGGCCAUUGGUCUAGUCUAUAGUGUGAUGGUUUGGGGCUUCGCCGACAUCACUAUCAGUACCAACUUGGCUCGUGACCUCGGCACUCGUAUCGUCGCUGCCAUCUUCUUCGGUCGUGAAGCCUUCUCCUACCACAACUACUCAUGGAUUGCAAUUCUUGUCAAUGUUCCUGCCACACUCUUUGCAACAGCAUACUACGAGUUGCUGAUCCGAGACAGCUUGCAGAAGAUUGGCAAAGGAGCUGCUUUCCAUGAAGACGGCGAGGAAGGAUUGAACUUGCAUCUGGUCAAGAGCAACAUCAGCAGGCAAAGCCCUAUGAGUCCCAAUAUGCAGAAGGUUUUCAGUCUGGGAUCUAAUGGGUCGACUUUGCACUCGAAUCAGAAGAUGGAGACUGGCUUUUCGCUUGCGGCCGAGACGGGCAGCAACAAUGCU
Molecule: messenger RNA, 1148 nt
Organism: Aureobasidium musti
Lineage: Eukaryota; Fungi; Ascomycota; Dothideomycetes; Dothideales; Saccotheciaceae
Source: the annotation of a GenBank genome assembly